Molecule: messenger RNA, 273 nt
Organism: Prunus armeniaca (apricot)
Lineage: Eukaryota; Viridiplantae; Streptophyta; Magnoliopsida; Rosales; Rosaceae
Source: the annotation of a GenBank genome assembly
AUGCCGGAGAUAGACUCGAAACGGUUGCCUCUCAGGCUCAAAAGGUCAUGCACUGAUGUACUCAAUCCAUCUUUGAUGGCUGACAUUGUUACAGAACAAUGGAUUCAAAUUCAGCGACUUGAGCAGGCUCUUCAUAUUACACAAAUUUUGACAUUUGAUCAUGCCCUCUUGUUUUCUGAGAGAAAAAAGAAAAAAGAAGAAAGAUUUGGCUCCUCCUCCUGUUGCAUAGGAACCCAAACCCAACGCACCAAAGGACAGAAAAAAAAAAUUUGA